Hydra vulgaris (swiftwater hydra) is the source of this 5437-nucleotide messenger RNA. RefSeq lists its product as uncharacterized. Gene Ontology annotation, biological process: regulation of transcription by RNA polymerase II. Gene Ontology annotation, molecular function: RNA polymerase II cis-regulatory region sequence-specific DNA binding; DNA-binding transcription factor activity; chromatin insulator sequence binding. Gene Ontology annotation, cellular component: chromosome. The record is from RefSeq and is a predicted model, not a curated record. NCBI's taxonomy places the organism in Eukaryota, Metazoa, Cnidaria, Hydrozoa, Anthoathecata, Hydridae.
CUUAUUUUUCUUUAGAAAUAGUAAAUUGUUUCUAAUGUGACAUAUUUUAUGUUUUUCAGUCAGAAUCAUUUUCACUUUUUAAAGAAUUUAUACCCUAUCGAUUGUUGAAUUGCAGAAUGUAGAUGAGGUUUUUGAAAUUGAUUUCUAUCUUGAAAUUGGUAAUGUUUCUAAUUUUAUGAAGAAAAAAGUAUGUUUUAAACUACUUCAAGUAAAUAAUUAAAAUCACAUUUACUAAUUAAUAGCAUAGAGAUCGAUUAAUGAUAUUUAAAGAUGCAUGAAGUCAGUCUUAAUUUAGAAUGUAAUCCAUUAGCACAGUCAAGUUUAAAAAAAAUACUGAUUGAUAAUACUAAUAGUUAUAGUCCACGAAAAAAGAAUUUUAAAGAAUCAAGUCUAAAUAAUCGGUUUGAAUUAGAUUUAAAUGAAUUAAUUUAUGGAAGUACUGGGUAUGAAGUAGUUUAUCUUGAUGACAAUCAAAUUCUGAACUUAUCUCAACAUGAAGACAUAAACAUUGUAGAUGCUGAAAAUAUUCUUAAGUUAUUCAAAGAAACUGAAAAUAUUGAAAAAGUAGAUGAUUUAGUUCUUACAGAUAAAACUUUUAACACUAAAAACUCAUUUGUUGAACUUUCACAGCAGAACCAUGACCAACAUAGUAUGCCUUUAACUAGCCCUGUUUUGAAAACAUCAAAGUCUGAUUUAUUUCAGCAUCCAAAUCUUCAAAGUUUUACAGGCAAAACUUUUAAUACCAAAAAGUCAAAGGUUGAAUUUUCACAGCAAAACCAUGACCAAAAUAGUGUGUCUUUAACUAGACCUGUGUUAGAAAAUAACUCUGAUAUAUUCCAACAUCCAAAUAUUCAAAAUUUUACAGAUAAAACGUUUAAUACCGAAAACUCAUUUGUUGAACUUUCACAGCAAAACCAGGUCCAACAUAGUAUGCCUUUACCUAGACCUGUUUUGGAAACAUCUAAUUCUGAUCUAUUUCAACAUCCAAACUUUCAAAACUUUACAGAAGAAAUUUUUAAUACCAAAAACUCACUUAAUGAAUCUUCACAGCAAAAUCGUGACCAACAUAGUAUGCUUUUAACUAACCCAGAUUUGGAAACAUCUAAAUCUGACCUAUUUCAACAUCCAAAUCUUCAAAAUUUUAGCAGUAUAGAAGGAAAAUAUUCGAAGAAAAAAAAAAGUCAAUCUAUCAUAAACACAAUUAUUUCACUUUCAGAAACAUUGCGUAUUCAGGAAAAUGAUUUAGACACUUUUGACACUGAUUCAGAAGAUCAAAUUUUAGUUGAUAAAAAAACGUUAAAGCGACUUCUUGAUUUAGUGAUGAACAGUAAACCAGUUCAGGCAAUAGCAAAGAAGGAACAGCUAUAUUGUGGUUUUUGUUUAAUAAAGUUUAACUCUUCAAUUAAUCUCUAUAAACAUUUAAGUAAUUUUCAUUUAAAUGGUAUUAAUAAAGAAAAAGAUGCUGAAAGAUGUUUAAAUAAAAGUCAAUUCUUUAUGUGCCAAAUCUGCAAAAAAACAUUUGCAUCAAAAAAUGUUCUUGAUCAGCAUGAGCUUUCCCAUCUGGAUUGGAAAAAUUAUAUCUGUACAUUGUGUGGUUUGCGAUUUGUUGGAGCUCAGUUAUUUUUAACUCAUACCAAAUCUCAUUUAAAUGGAGAAGAAAUUAAUCAUCUUACAUGUCUUGAAUGCAAUGUUGAUUUUAAAACAGAAUUGUUAUUUGAAUCCCAUUUAAAAAAUGAACACAAUUGGAAAAGUGUAAUGUUAUCUUCAACUAAUCAAUUACAAAUUAAUGAAAUAACAUCUAGUCAAGAUGCUAAUGCUGCACAAAAUAUGGAAAAUCCAGAAAUCUUUUGCAGUGAUUAUUUUAUUUUUCGUUGUAAUAAAUGUUGUAAAUGCUUUAGCAACAAUGAAAGUGUUGUGGCACACAUGAAUUUUAUGCAUAAAAAUAUUCUUUGCAAACAAUGUGAUAUAUUUUUUUCAUAUAUGACAGAUUAUGAUCGGCAUAUGGCAGAUCAUUUAAUUGGAGAACAUUUUGAAUGCUCUAUUUGUAAAAUGCAUUUUCCUAGCUCUGAAAGCUUACAACAGCAUUUUGAUUCUAAGCAUACCGUUUCUAAAGAACUCCACUCUAUGAGUCAAACUAUUACUCCACUUGAAUGCAAAAUAUGCUUUGAGAAAUUUAUAAAUGUACAAGAUAUUUGGAUACAUGCUAAUUAUCAUUUUAGUAAGAAAGACAAUAUUUUAAGUGCUAAUGAAAUCCUUGGUAAAACAGAGAUUGUACCUUCAGAAGAUGAUUGUGUAGACAGUUUUAAGUUAUUUGCUUUAAGUUUACACAAGUCGCAAUUAAAUAAUUGUAACUUAUUUUUGGAUGAAAAUCAAGGAGUAAUAUGUGUUUUUUGUCAUAAUAUAAUGCCCCUUGGUGAGCACAAAAAUCAUAUAAAUAAACAUAUGUUUUUGCCAAGCUUUAGUUAUAUGAAGCCUUCAUCAAGAGAAUUAACUCCAAAGAAAAAUGCAAAAGUUGAUCACAAUAAAAAAGUAUCAAGUAAAAAAACAUUACAAAAUUUGAAUAGUGAAGAAAUUUCAGAUAAUGAUGAAUUUGUAAAUAAUCUUUUAUCAAAAGUUGACAUGACACAAAUUUUUAAUAUCUUAAUGGGCGAACAAGACACUGAAAUGCCAAAAUCUGAAGUUUUAAAUAACUUACAAAACAAUAAUUACUUACAAAGCGUCAGUAAUGAAAAUUUUACUUUUUUUCCAGAUGAUUCAAAUCGAAACUUCAAAAGUUAUUAUGAACUUCUUGAAAGUAGCCCUGAAAAACAUGAUAUCCAUGAAAGAAAUUUUACUUGCAGUAAUUUUAACGAAGAAAUGCCACAAGAUAUAUCUUGGAAUAUGCGCACUUCUCUAAAUUCAGCAGACUAUCAACCAGUAUCAUCUGAAAACCUACAACCUUCCUUUAGAGACUGCAGAAACAAUUUUGCACUGAGUGAAAAUGAUUUUCAUAAAAUAACAGAAACUCUUAAUUUUGAUCUAAUAGAUAGUUCUACUAAGGGCAAUAAUCAUUUUGGCACAAGAACUGAAGUUACUAAAAAUAGCUUUGUUUCGAGUUCUGAUAUUCCAGAUGAGCAGCUUCAAAAUGUUAACAUCACUGAACCUUCAAGAUUUGACUUGACAAAUACUAUAACUGACAAAGUUUCCCUUUAUGACAAAUCAAAAGUGGAUCUAAAUCUGCAUUUGUCCGAUAAAUCAGAUAUUUCAAAAUUAGAACGAAUUUAUGAUAAUUCUAAAAAGUAUAAAUGUGCUUUUUGCAGAUAUUCUUCUAAUAAUACACAACAUAUACAGGAACACACUAAUUCUCAUACUGGCGAAAGACCUUUUAAAUGCAGUGAAUGUGCUAUAAAUUAUACAUCAAAAACUGCUUUACGAAGACAUUGUUCCCGAAAGCAUAAAAAUGCAGAAAAAAAAUUUAAAUGUGAUCAGUGUGAGUACAAGACUUAUCAGCUAAGUACGCUUAACACCCAUAAGAAAAUUCAUUUAACUGAAAAUCAUUUAAAAUGUGAUAAAUGUGGAUACACCUGUUACAGUAAAGCUCGAUUAGAACAACAUAUUCGAAGUCACACUGGUCUAAAACCUUAUAAAUGCAAGAAUUGCAACAGAAAGUAUGCAAAUAAAUACUAUAUGAGGAUGCAUGAGGUAAAAUGUCAGUCCAUGAAGUUACAAGAUAUAAAUAAUCAUGCAAGUUUAAAUGAAACAGCAAUGAAAUUACAAGAUUUAAAUGUUCAUGGAAGUUUAAAUGAAACAGAUAUCUCGUAUAUUAUUGAUGAGAUACCAUCUAGCAGAGAUGAAGUUUUUUUAUCUAAUCAAUCUCUUGAACAUUAUUUACAAAAUUUUGAUCCCAAUAAAAAUACCACAGAAACAAAUUUUUCUGCAGAGAACCUCGAUAAUACAUCUUUUAACAAACAAGUUUUGGAUUCUAGGAAGGUUUUAUCUAUUAAUGAGUUAAUUGCAAAUGCUGAAGUAAAUUUGCCAGAUAUAUCUAUAGACCAACAAUUAAAUAUUUGUCUUGUUUCUUUGGCUGAAAAACCUGCAGACCUUAAAUUACAACAAACUAAUAAAGAUGAUAAUAACAAAGAUGGUAAUAAUAAUAAUAAUAUUAGUAAUAAAGAGCAAUCAAUAGCAAGUAAAAGACCAAAAAGAAAAAAACGAUCUAUUUUGGGUUAUAAAAAGCACAGAAAAGUAUUUCAACCAGGGGAUAAAGAAAAGAAUGUUGAAAAAAGUUUUGAAAGCCUUAAAACUCAGGAAAAAACUCAUUUGGAAAAAACCUUAGAAUCUGCUAAAGUAAGGGGAUCAGCAAGACGAUCACAGACUAAUCUAACAUCAUCAAACUCAAGUUGUUUAGAUGAAAAUAUAGUUUCUAAUAAAACAUCAUUAGUGAGAAGAUCAGCAAGAAAAGUACAAAAUAAUCUGGAUUCUGGUAAUCCAAGCUAUCAAAUGGAAAGUCUGUGUAUUAAUAAACCAUCUAAAACAAAUCAUAAUGGUGAAACAGUGUUAAAAGAAAAUGUGGCUACUUUUCUUCCAUCUUCAUAUUAUAAUGGUAUCGAAUGUCUAGCGUCUACCCUAUCAAAUUUAAAUAGCGACUCGAACGCUAUAUCUAUUGGAUCCAAUGCUUCAAACAAAACAUUAGAUAAAAACACAGUGGCUAAUUCUUCUAAUAAACAAUCGGCGAUUAAAUCAAUACCCUAUGAAAGAGAUUUAAUUUCUAUAGAAGAGAAGACAUCAAAUCGACUUAAUAAAAAAUUUCCAUCUCAAAGAAAAUCAACUCGCAUUAAUAAUAUUUCUAAUUCUAACGUCGACCUUCGGGUUUUCUCGGGGAGUUCAGAAAAGUUAUUGAAAACGAAGCCCAGUUUUAAUCUAUCUGAAUUUACUUUACGUAUAGAUAAAAUAACGUGAAGAUACAUUUAACGAUUUAGUAAAAUUUUUAGCAUACAAAUUUGAUGAGACAUAGUUCAUUUUUUGUAAUAUUUAUUGAAACUUUUUUAUAAAACAUGUUUAAAUUUAUAUCACAAGAGACUACGAUACUGUAUACCAAGAGACUACGAUACUGUAUACCAAGAGACUACGAUACUGUAUACCAAGAGACUACGAUACUGUAUACCAAGAGACUACGAUACUGUAUACCAAGAGACUACGAUACUGUAUACCAAGAGACUACGAUACUGUAUACCAAGAGACUACGAUACUGUAUACCAAGAGACUACGAUACUGUAUACCAAGAGACUACGAUACUGUAUACCAAGAGACUACGAUACUGUAUACCAAAAGACUACAAUACUGUAUACCAAGAGACUACGAUAUUGUAUACCAAGAGGCUACGAGAUACUGUAUAAAUAUUUUAAAUUUCAAAAAUGUUUUAACGCUUGUUUUUUAAACAGUUUUUUUGAGUUAUAAA